UCACAGUUAGCCGUUUAAGCUGAGCUGGCUGUUUUCGGGGGUUUGAGCGAUCAGAUUGUUCCUGUCGACGACUUUCUCUGUGCGGGAGCAGUCGCUAAAAACCAGGACGAAUUCUACACGUCAAGUGGGAGCACACAGUUCACACCAGUCGAGUUUAACUUUUAACAACAACAACAACAAAUAAACCAGGAGUUCCAGCUCUGUCGACUCGACGCCAUGGACCCCGCCAGUCAAGAUAUCAACCUCAACUCUCCUAACAAGGGUCUUGUUGUGGAGACUUCAGACAGCCUGUCCGACUUGCCGGUGGAGGGAGCUGUGGGGAACUCAGCCAACCCUCUUCCACCCGGACUGACAGAGGAAGAGGCUGAGGAACUCCGCACCGAGCUCACCAAGGUGGAGGAGGAGAUCAACACCCUGCGUCAGGUUUUGUCAGCCAAAGAGAGGCACUCCGCAGAGCUGAAGAGGAAACUUGGCCUCAACCCGCUCAAUGAGCUCAAGCAGAACCUCACCAAGAGCUGGCAAGAUGUACAGACCUCCAACGCAUAUCUGUCUGCCUCAGCCACUUUGGAUGACAUUGCCCGCUCUGAAGCAUACAAGAAAACUCAGGAGACUCUUUCCCAGGCGGGACAGAAGACCAGUGCAGCUUUCACCACAGUGGGCACGGUCAUCAGCAAGAGGCUGGGCGACAUGAGAGCUCUACCUUUCUCUAACUCCUUUAGUAGCAACUAUUCCAUUCGCCACUCGAUAAGUAUGCCCGCCAUGAGGAACUCUGCGACCUUCAAGUCAUUUGAGGAUAAAAUGGGGAACCUGAAGUAUAAGGUUGUCGGCCCCAGGGGAAACGGAGAGGCCGCCAGCUCCCCCACCGACACCACCCCCACUCAGGACAACCCACCUUUCUGAACGCAUCCCUCCUCUUCCUCCUCGCUGCCACCUUGCUCACGACCUGAGACUGUACUGUUAUCACCUCACAUCGCAGAGUCAGCCCUGACCUUUGACCCUCCACCUCACCGCCUCGCCACCACUCACUUUGCCCCCCCUCCCCAAGGUCUGUAAACACUGACAGGCGGACUCGUGGGUUUGAGCUGGGACGAGCUUUCCCCCGACAGUCCCAUCGCUGCUGAUUCCCGUUCUUCUGCCUCGCUGUUGCAGAAAAGGAGAAUGUUUUGUUGAUGUCUAAACCUGAAUGAUUUACAGACCUUGAUUUGUUACAUCACCGCCUCCUGCCUCUACGUCCUCCCCAGUUAGACCCUCACCCCUUUGUUACUCCAAAUAAGUUAAGACACUCUUGUCUCCUGCACUCCUCAGGCAUCUUUUGUUAAACAGGUUGAUGCUGUUUUAGCAAAUCACCUUGCGAAAGACAAAAGCUAAUAAGGCAUUAUAAGAUGUCAGGUUCUUAAACUGACCUUCAUCUUUCAUUCUGGGAUUUCUUAAAGAGACAGCUACAGUGAUACACAAGGCUGGAUUACAGAGGGGGGCAAAGAGGGGCCCAAAUACACCAGGCUCGCUGUGCACCAGUUGGUUUGAGAUAACAUGACUUACGUGCACGUUGGUUGAACGUACAGUGCAUUUUGAUUUUUGCCCUGCAGCCCCGUGGUGUGUUAAUCCGGCCAUGAUGAUAAAUCAAAAGGUAACGCAGCAGGUGCAUCUUUGGGCCCCAACUCAGAGUUUAGGAACCAAGAUAUUUACAGACUGAGGGUGGAGGAGCAUUUUUACAGGCAUAAGCAAGAUGGCGAUUUAUAUGCCAGUUAAACCUACUAAUUCUGUCUUCUUGUUUCUGACUUCUAUCAACUACUCAAAUCAUGCAUUCACACUGUGAGCACCACAGAAUCCAGAUCCCACGCUUUCUCAAACUUGCAUCACCGCGGUGUGAUGCAGGCCACACUCACAGGUUAGAGGUUAGUCUGGGGAGGGGUUUGCAGGAUCCAGCACAUCUCACCCCUCUUAGACCUACUACUGCUACAUGCAUGUGCAUAUCUCAUCUCAUCAGUUGUAUAAUAGCCGAUCAUGCAAAGACGACCGAGGUCUCGUGUAACACCCGAAAACACCCCAAGAUGUAAAAACAGGAAAAAAACAAACCAUUUUGUAUUAAAACUAUUUUACACUGCUUUGCAUAAUGUUUUUACAUAACUUUUAUCAAUAUGUAUAAAUAUAUAUGAAUAAAUAUAUUGUCACUGAUGCUGCCGUACGGUAGUUAUCAGGUUGGGAGGUUUAAGGAAAAGCACGGGAAGCUAAACAAACUUAAAAAAUGUGGGAAAACAAAAACCCUAUGGGUCAGUUUCACAGGCAUGCGUGUAGGUCUGGAGUUUUUUUUUUUUUUUUCCUUCUGUUUCAAGUAUAUAUGUGGUCUAAAAGAUUUUUCCGUGUCCGUGAAACUGACUUGUUAAUGAGCGGCAGCCGUCUGGGCGUGAGACCCAUCAGAACGAGGCAAGAAGGAACAAAAUCAAAUUGGUUUCAUUUGACAAACUGGAGGUUUGACUUCAGAUGUACGCCACCAUUUGCAAGUCAAACUGAACCUCUCGAGGCUUGAAAAUGUUUUCGAAACCAAUUUGACUGAGUUUCUUUUUUACCCUUGUUUGACUGCUGCUCCCUUUUUUAUUUUUUUUUUUUUUGGUUAACGCACAACACGAUGCUUUGCUGUGUACACUACCUGGUGAAUGUCAACGCUUCUCUAUCGGCCUUACUCACUUUAAAUGUUUCACCUUUUUAUUAUAAUUUAGCUGGUAGAAAAGAAAUGGUUUGUUUCCUUUUAUGUUUCCUUUUCUUUUAGUUUAAGUUGUACCGACUGGUUCGAUUGAAGGAAGGGGAGUUCACAAAAUGUGUCAUGGAAAAUAUCUUUCUGCCAACAACCCCUUAAUGCACACAAAUGCACUCCUGUUAACACACUAAAUGCCCUGAAUGCACACACAAGGCCAAACUUACACAAACGUUUUGUACAAAAUCACUGUUGCUCUUACCGUUGUGCGCCUAAUGUGACCACUUAGUGAUAAAACGGAAGCUCUUAACAAACUACACGGCCUCAAAAACCGUGACCGUAAAACCUAAAAGCACAGAGUUCUGCAGCACCGUCACUUUUCUGUUGAACAUUAAAAAGAAGAUGAUAUAUUUGAUUAUUUGCCAACAUUGCUGAUAAAAGGACAACAUCUCCUCUAGUGGUUGGACAAAAUGUUGCACUGUUGCCCCCAAACAAAAACAUACAGAGCAAGUCUUCUAAAUAUUGCCAAAGUUGUCUCAUAUUGUUGCUCAAUCUUGAGUUGCUGGUAAGACGAUCUUGGUAGAUUUUCUCAAGGCACUGGCGGUGUUUCAAUGUUGCCUCCCGCAUUGCCAAAAAUCUUGAAUCCUGGCUCAGCAUCGGUGCAAUGUCUCAAACUGCAUGAGUGGCAAAUUCUUUUUUGUUUUUUUUGCUGAGGCAGUAGAAAAGCGUAAAUAUAGAGUUAUGUCCCUUUAUUAAAAUUUUGGAUAAUUAAAUAAUUUAAGCCAACUUGCUUGUAGACCAUCAAAAAGAGCAGAAAAUAUAUAUUUACACAAACGUUGACCAGAUAAAAUAGUUUGAGCUAAGCUACAGUGAACAAACACCAAGUGAUAAAACACAGCUUAUAAACGAAACCGUCAAACUGCUUCAAAACUGCUGCCAGUGUAUCAUAACUUUAAGUGUAUUUUCUUGUUUGCGUUGAUCAUUUUGGUAGUUUAUAUAUUCCUGUUAGGUGAAUUGUUGUUUUUGUUUUUUUGGCUUUCCUUCUGUCAGGAGAGGUGGACUUUGUACAAAUGAUUUGCCAUCAGUUAAAAACAAGUUGCCAAUAUUUAAACAUCUGUUACAGAAUCUCUCUCUCUCUCUCUCUCUCUUUCUGCCUCUGAAUCUCAUGAAGUCUCUCAUGAAGACUUUCUGCUUUGCCAAGAUGAAAAAUGCAGAUGCACACUACAAGAAAUAUUAAUCUUGACUCAUUUACUUCAGGGUUUACUCCUAAAAUCUUAUUUUUCUCACACAAAGUGGAGGCAUCUCCACUGUACAGAGUGAUCUCACUCUGAAAAAUCAGAUUUAAAGACUGAACUAAAUGAAUUGUUAAGAUGGACUUUUUUGCAGUGUAGCUGCGAUCAGUUGGGAGGCUGGCGAAUAAAAAUGGAUGAUGUACUUUUGUUUUGGGAGCCAUUGGCAAGUGCAGCACAUGACGAGCACGCUGCAGAGACUGGACGCCAGUAGAGUACUUAUAGCUUUAUUUAGGUCCUGGGCCUAGCUGAUGUAGAAUAUCAAAAGGGAUCAGAUUUGGAAGAUUUAUGGUGAAUGAAUUAAAAACAUUUUUCUGGUUUUGUUGUAUAUGUUUGGAUAUCAAUAAAGCAUUCCUUUAAAUGAA
Messenger RNA from Micropterus dolomieu (smallmouth bass), 4346 nucleotides. It is a transcript of the gene tpd52l2b, whose product is annotated as tpd52 like 2b. Gene Ontology annotation, cellular component: cytoplasm. The coding region runs from base 217 to 900 and encodes 227 amino acids. NCBI's taxonomy places the organism in Eukaryota, Metazoa, Chordata, Actinopteri, Centrarchiformes, Centrarchidae. The record is from RefSeq and is a predicted model, not a curated record. The transcript has 9 exons.